AUGGCUGGCCCUGGUGGUGGUCCCCCUCGCCGCAGUCACACCAAGUCCCGCAAGGGCUGUGAGACUUGCAAACGUCGUCAUAUCCGAUGCGAUGAGACGUUCCCUCAAUGCCGCAACUGCACCAAGCAUAAGAUUCGGUGCCCGUACAACGACAUCCCUGUUAGCGAGGACCGGUCGGUUUCUCCUGACCGUCCCGAGUUGAUGUGGACGCCUGAGAUCGAGGCCGAUAUUGCACGUUGGCAGCAGACUGGCAUAUUCCCCUUCCCGGCACUCAACAUCUACCCGCAGCCAAACCCGCAAUUUCUCUCCAUCGAGAGCCUGCGCCUUAUCUACCAUGUUGCUUCCAUCUGCCACCAGCUGAGGAGCAUCGAUGCCGAUGGCUUCAGCAUCUGGACUCGUCAGAUUCCGACAAUCAUCAGCAUUGGUGCGACCAACGCCUAUGUCAUGCAUGCCCUGCUCGCCUUCUCGGCCAGCCACAUCACCUACCUCAACGAGUGUCCCAUUGUUGGCAUCAUGGCCGACGAGCACCGUGGCAUUGCCCUCAAGGGCCUCCAGGAGGCCAUCAGCACCUUUUCUCGCGAGACUUCAGAUGCCAUCCUUGCGGCGUCGCUGGUUCUAUCCUGGCAAGCCACCGACUGGCGGAGCUGGACCCAACUGAUGCAGGGCACCCGCUCGGUCAUCGAGGCCAUGGACCUCUGGAAACAUGAAUCCCAGUUCGGAGACUUCAUCGCUGAAAGCAGUACGUUUCCGACGGCCCCUGCGUCGCCUGUUCCCGACCACAAGCCCAGCCAGCCUCGCAAGGAGGACCUCGAGGUCUUCACGCGCACCAUCCAGCAGCUUCAAAAGGUUGAGACCUUCCUCAAGCACAACAAGGAGGACUUCCAGGCCAUCUCGCAGUUGAUCACCUUUCUCAAGGGCGCUCGCAAGGAGAGCAACACUCCCGUCGCUCAGCAGUUUGCUCGCCUUCGGCCGCUGCGUGACUGGCUGUUCUGGACCCCCGUGCGCUUCUUCCAAAAUGCCGGUACCUCGCCCAGCAGCCUCAUCAGCGUUGCCCACCUGUACACAGUUGCCCUGGUCAUGGAGCGGCUCUUCCCCGAGAUUGGCGCUGCGUACUUUGGCAGCUUGUCCAUUGGUCCCGUCGAAGAGAUUGCUCGCCGCCUUUUCUCCAUCAAUGUCAACAGUGCCUACAAGGGCGACGUCCAGACUCCUCUGACGCUCAUGGAGUUCUCUAUUGACGUCGUGAGUGAGUUCCGGUCUCGCAUGGGCUGGGUCAACCCGACCAGAACUCCGUCGUUCCCACAGUUCAACCCGCCUAACUUCUACCUGCACGACGCUGCUGUCACUUCAGCGGCUAACGGCUCUCUUACCAUGCCGGCGACCACCGCCGGCCCCGUGGAGUACCACAUGCCUUAUGGUAGCGAGAAUAUCGUUGGAAACCCUUCGUUCAGCUACAGCGCGGACGACCUGUCCAUGAUGUCAGCGGACCCAGGCCCGAGCUCAGCCAUCAACCCGCUCCAGCUGUCAUCUCCCUACGCCCAUCCGCAAUACCUCAACAUCCCCAGCCCCUCCUAUGGCGGCUACAGCCCGGCAUCCAGCACUUUUGGCGACUUUGGUGACCGCUCUUCCGUGGCCUACAGCGACACCGAUGACUACAGCUCGUACGACAUGACUUACGCUUCAAACAGCAGCCGCAGCGCGACUGGCGGCAUUGAUCACACCCAGAUGAUGGGAGGACCAAACAACUUUGGUGUCGGGUUCGUCUCUCCACUCCAAACUGUCUGGAUCUAG
Molecule: messenger RNA, 1788 nt
Organism: Sporothrix brasiliensis 5110
Lineage: Eukaryota; Fungi; Ascomycota; Sordariomycetes; Ophiostomatales; Ophiostomataceae
Product: c6 zinc finger domain containing protein
Exons: 5
Coding region: 1-1788 (595 amino acids)
Biological process (GO): regulation of transcription by RNA polymerase II
Molecular function (GO): DNA-binding transcription factor activity, RNA polymerase II-specific; zinc ion binding
Source: RefSeq, a predicted model, not a curated record